CAGAAAGAAAGAAAGGAAAAAAAAUGGCUUUGAUUGCAGAGGCUUUUCUCUCUGCUUCCAUCCAGACGCUGUGCGACAAGAUUGGUUCUGGCGAGUUGAUGGACUUAUUCCGGGGAAAAAAACUUGACUAUUCACUCCUGAAGAAACUGAAGCGGACGUUUCUGGCCCUUGAUGCAGUGCUUGAUGAUGCAGAGGAGAAGCAGAUGGAGAAUCGCCGUGUGGAAAAGUGGCUUGACGAGCUCAAACAUGCUGUCUUCGAAGCCGAGGACCUGCUGGAUGAGAUCGAUACUGAAGUUUUGCGAAGCAAGGUGGAAGCUGAAUAUCAAACGAAGAAAACCCAGGUGUGGAACUUCCUUCCUACUCUUAAUCCUUUUUAUCAGGGCAUGAAUGGUAGGAUUCAAGAGUUACUUGAAGAACUAGAAAACCUUGCACAACAGAAACGUGUGCUCGGUCUCAGAGAAGGUGUCAGGGGCAAGCUUUCACAAAGAACUCCCACAACUUCCUUCGUUGAGCAUGAAUUCUGUACUUAUGGUAGGGAUGAAGAUGAAGCGAAGUUGAAAACACUGCUGCUAUCUGAUGAUGCAAGGGGCGGCAAUACAUCUGUAAUCCCCAUAUGGGGAAUGGGAGGAGUUGGUAAGACAACCCUUGCUCAACUCCUUUACAAUAAUGACAGGGUGAAAGAGCAUUUCGAUGUUCGAGCUUGGGCGUGUGUCUCCGAAGACUUUGAUGCUGUUAGGGUCACUAAAACCCUUGUUCAGUCAAUUGCUUCAAAACCCUGCGAUACGUCAGAUAUGAGCUUGCUUCAAGUUGCUCUUAGGGAACAACUAACGGGGAAAAGGUUUCUACUUGUGUUGGAUGACCUUUGGAAUGACGAUUAUAAUGAUUGGAGUGUUCUACAAGCUCCUUUCACUUAUGGGGCGAGGGGAAGUAAGGUCAUUGUGACAACAAGGAACGAAAGUGUUGCAUCCAUCGUGCACACUGUUCCUAUUCACUCUUUAAAACAAUUGUCGCAUGAUGAUUGUUGGUUGUUACUUGCAAAACAUGCGUUUAGAAAUGAAAACGCAAGUGCACAUCCAGACUUGGAAGAAAUUGGUAAAAAAAUUGCACGUAAGUGCAAUGGUCUGCCUUUAGCUGCGAAAACACUUGGAGGUCUCUUAAGUUGCAACAUGGACUACAAGAAAUGGAAUCAUAUAUUGAAUAGCAAUCUUUGGGAGCUACGAGAAGCAAAUUGUAUUUUUCCAUCUCUAAGAUUGAGUUUCCAUUACCUCCCUCCUUAUUUAAAACAAUGUUUCGCUUAUUGCUCAAUUUUUCCAAAGGACUAUGAAUUUGAGAAGCAUACUUUGGUUCGACUUUGGAUGGCUGUGGGUUUAAUUUCACAAGCUGAGGGCGGGGCAAGAAUGGAGGAGGUUGGAGAGAACUAUUUUAAUGAAUUAGUAUCACGAUCACUAAUUCAAAGAUCAAGAACCGAGGAGCCUGGAUUCACAAUGCAUGAUCUCGUUAAUGACUUGGCUAUGUUCGUGUCUAGAGAAUUUUGUUUUUGGAUGGAUGAGGAAGGAUCAUAUGAAGUUCCUAAAAGAGUUCGACAUUUGUCGUAUGCGAAAGGAAGAUUUGAUGCCGCUAAAAAAUUUCAGCCAUUAAAUGGAGUAAAAUAUUUGCGCACCUUCUUACCCAUUUCUUUAAGGGAGUACUAUUGGGAUUCAUAUCUAAGUAGUAAGGUUCCAAAUGAUUUGUUGCCAACACUAAAAUGUUCACGGGCACUGUCUUUGGCAGGAUAUACAAACGUCAGUCGCUUACCUGAUUGCAUCGGGGACCACAUACAUUUGCGCUACAUUGACCUCUCUUACACUGCUAUUAAAAGGUUACCAGAUACCGUGAGUGGUCUCUACAAUUUGCAAACUCUAUUGUUGUCUCAUUGUUCCACUCUUGUUGAAUUGCCUGUAGACAUGAGGAAACUGAUUAAUUUGCGCCAUCUUGAUAUUAGAGAUACUGGUAUAAAAGAAAUGCCGGUGCAAAUGGGUAGACUAAAAAGUUUGAGAACACUCACUGGUUAUGUAUUGGGGACAUCUACUAGGUCUGGUGGCAUUGGAGAAUUGGGGGAGUUGCCCAAUCUUGGAGGGGAACUUUCUAUCAUGAAUCUAGAGAAUGUAGUCCAUGUUGUGGAUGCCUUGCGGGCCAAUUUGAAGGAUAAGAAAGAUCUCAAUGAAAUAGAGUUGGCAUGGGGUAGAGAGGAUGCAGAUGAUUCCAUAAAAGAGAGACAAGUACUUGAAAAAUUACAACCUUCUGUAAAUUUGGUGAAACUGACCAUCAGAGGUUAUGGUGGAACAAGCUUUCCGAAUUGGUUGGGAGACUCUUCCUUCUCCAACAUAAAAGUCAUGCGCCUCCAAGGUUUUAGUACUUGUUGGUCGUUGCCAUCAGUUGGGCAGUUGCCCGCUCUUAAGGAGCUCUGUAUAGAGGAGAUGAAAUUUGUUACGAGUAUUGGUGCUGAGUUUUAUGGUGUCAAUGGACUUUCUCUAAUUCAGCCAUUUCGUUGCUUAGAGAAGCUGGAAUUUAGUGGGAUGCCAGAAUGGGUAGAAUGGCUGCCAAGUCCGGGUAGAAGUCAAUGUCCAGACUUUCCUCGUCUCGAGGAGCUGGUUUUAGAGAGUUGUCCGAAGCUGAGGGGAAACUUGCCGGAUUAUCUUCCUCGCUUGAAAAAACUUCGAGUGUCCCACUGCGGGGUUCUGCAUGAAGGGGCUACUAGGAGAAGGUGGAUACCCUGGUCUCUCAUUGUUAACGCGGAAUCCUUGCGACAAUCUCUUCAGGAUCUGGAAAUAAGAGGAUGCCCUGGUCUCUCGUCGUUACUAGAGACGGAGACGCUGUCCUCGCUUUCCAUGCUUGAUAUUCAAAUUUUUAGUCGCACAGAUUGCUUGCAGCCGCACUUGAGCAGUCGUCUUCAAAAAUUGACUCUCCAUUAUUGCGGGUCCCUCCUGUCGUUCCCUAGAAAUGGUCUACCCACUUCGUUGACAAAUCUUUGUAUAAGAAGUUGCAGGAGAUUAGAAUUCCUAUCUCAUGAGAUGAUGGCCAAAUUGACAUCCCUUCGACGUUUCGAAUUAUGUUGGAGCUGUGAUUCACUGAGGUCCUUCCCGCUGGGCGUUUUCCCCAAACUUUCAUCUCUUCAGAUCUGGGGCAUUAAAAAUCUAGAAUCCCUUUCCAUUGGAGAAGGAGCUGAUGUUGAAAAUCUCACUCAUCUCGAUUCUCUCUGUAUCUAUCAUUGUCCAAAUCUGGUCUCUUUUGCCCACGGGGGGUUGCCCACUCCCAACCUGUCUAGUUUUACAGUCUAUGGAUGCGAGAAUUUGAAGUUAUUGCCCGAUCGAAUACACACACUCACCACCCUUCGAUACUUGUGGAUAUCUGGUCUUCCAAAUGUAGAGUCAUUUGCAGAAGGAGGUUUGCCUCCCAACCUACAAUCAUUUCGAAUCGCUGAUUGUGGGAAACUGAGGCCUUCAGUGGAGUACUGGGGUUUGCAACGACUUGUCUCCCUUCGAACAUUUGAGAUCGAGGGAAGCGAGGAUGUGUUGGAGACGGUGCUCAAGGAACAGCCGCUCCCUACCACUCUUCUCACUCUCCAUAUCUCUUACAAUAAAAGUCUGAAAUCUUUGGAGGGAAGGGGACUUCAACACCUCACUUCUCUUCAAAAGCUCGAAAUUUACAAAUGUGAUAGUCUCGAAUUCCUGCCCAAAGAGGGUUUGCCGGCAUCGCUAUCUUAUCUGAGCAUCGACAUAUGUCCUUCUCUGGUGAAGAGGUGUCAGGAGAAGACGGGAGAAGAGUGGAGCAAGAUAGCUCACAUUCCUUGCCUCCGGUUAGAUGACCAAGUCAUCAUGUGAGAUCUAAAGUCAAAUUCAGAUUCGUACAUAGCACCAUUUUUCAUACAAUAACAUAUAAGAUUGAGAUUCUGUAAAAGUUUCACUUGAAUUGUUCAAUUAAUCAAGGUUCUGUAAUAGUUUCACUUCAGAUUCUGUAAAACUCUCUUAAUACUUGUCUUUGUUUGUAAUUCUUAUGAAGGACUUAGAAUCAAGGUUCUAACUGGUUACCAGUUACCACUCUGAUUGGCUGGACAAAUAUGAAUAAAUUAAGAAAAGAGCAUUAAGUCACAA
Molecule: messenger RNA, 4130 nt
Organism: Pyrus x bretschneideri (Chinese white pear)
Lineage: Eukaryota; Viridiplantae; Streptophyta; Magnoliopsida; Rosales; Rosaceae
Product: putative disease resistance protein At3g14460
Exons: 1
Coding region: 24-3860 (1278 amino acids)
Biological process (GO): defense response to other organism
Molecular function (GO): ADP binding
Source: RefSeq, a predicted model, not a curated record